AUGGGGUCAACGCCAGGAUCUCAUGGAUCAGGUCGGUGUCUGUUCCCUCGAUUUUCACCUAGUUUUCUUUGAUUUCAGAUUUUCCCUUCUCCAGAUUAUUUCUUCAAUUUAAUAGUAGUCGUAUUUUCCCAAUUUUGAGUUAUCCUUAAUUUUCUUAUGAUUUCCCUAUAGUAGUAGUUUGCUUCGACUUGUCAUCACUCAAAUGGGAUCCGAAAUUAGAUCACAUGGUCAGAUCGAUGCCGGCUCUUUCUGGAUACCUCAUUAUUUCGUCUCUUUGGUCGUUUAUAUUGGUUCCUUUUUCUGUUUCUGAUACUCUUCACUCUGAGUUUCUUGUUGUCGCUUUUAAAUCCUUCGCAUUUGAUUAUUUUUGUUUUGAUUGAGACUCUGAGAAAGUCAUGCCUUUUUCUUCAUUAGUUUUCCUCCAGUUUUUAACCUAACAUAGUGGACGACAAAAUGAACGGAAUCACCCCAGUUUUAGUAAUAUUUUUGGAUAUAAAAUAGCUUAUAUGUUAGCGAGGACAUUAUUUGUGUCGUUACCUCCUUGUUGCGUUCAGAUGUAAUUUGUCUCUCUUAAAUUUUGUAGGGGUCACUAGAGAUGCAUUAUACAGAGAGCUCUGGCAUGCCUGUGCUGGACCAUUAGUCUCUGUACCUCGGAAAGGGGAAAGAGUUUAUUACUUUCCCCAAGGUCACAUGGAACAGGUAUACAAGGUUCAGUAUUUUUGAAAAUGAAUAAUGAUCGUUUGGUCCUUCCAUUUUAAUUAUCAUCAAACUUCUUGUAGCUCAAAGCGUCAACUAAUCAGGGUCUUGACCAGCAAAUGCCUUCGUUUAAUUUGUCAUCGAAAAUUCUUUGUAGAGUUGUGCAUGUGGAGCUUCAGGUAAGUCCUUUUCUUGGUUAUAUGCGUACAUUCUAUCACGUUUUGUAUCGUUAUAUUUGGUUGUAUCUGUGGGUUUUUGUGUUUUGUACUGACGCAUCAUUUUAAACUCAAGGCUGAGCCAGAAACAGAUGAAGUUUUUGCGCAUGUUACCCUGCACCCUGAACCAGAUGUAAGUCCUCACUGUGUCCUGGUCCUCACCAGAUUUUUCUUUCUAUUAUACCUUGUUUAUUUGUCCUAUAGUUUAUUGUGAAAAUAGUUAGUAAUUUCCCACGCUAAUUCUUUGAUUUGAUUUCUCUAAAAUAGAAUGUUCAACAGAUGUCAUUGUAAACCUGAAAUUACGACUGACAGAAAAAAUAUCUUCUGUGCGACGUUAGAUUUUUGGCUUCUAGUAAAUAUUCUCGAAUUUAUUGCGUAGUUCAAGAUUGAAUGACUUUAUAUUGUAUUGAUACUAUGACGACUAGACAUACUAUCUCACCUUCAAUUCGUAACUACUUGGGUUUACUUAGUCUGACGCAUAGAGUUCAUGAUUGAAGCUUUUUUAGCGUAAUAUCUUUGUUCUCUUUAAAAGCCCAAGAUGUGGUCAGAACUGUCAAAAACUGAUGAAUGACAUUCGUACCCAGCUACCUAUAUAAGCAUUCUAGGGCUAUUGCGUUUCUUAUGUUUAAUUGCUUUCCGUAAUUAAUCAGCAAAGCGAGGUAACAAGCCCAGAUUCUCCACUUCCUGAACUGGAAAGGUGUUCAGUGCGCUCUUUCUGUAAGACACUUACUGCAUCAGAUACAAGUACGCAUGGAGGUUUCUCAGUUUUGAGAAGACAUGCUGAUGAGUGUCUGCCUCCCCUUGUGAGUUUAGACCUUAUUUUCAUCAAUCUCUGAAGAAUGUAUUUUUAUUGUUAAUAUUAUCAGUUCCUUACUCUAUGUUUUCUCGGUUUUUAUCUUUUCAGGAUAUGACCCAGCAGCCACCUUGGCAGGAAUUAGUUGCCUCUGAUUUGCAUGGCAAUGAAUGGCAUUUCCGUCAUAUAUUUAGAGGUAAGUGGCUUAGUUUCUUCCGUAGUCAUUUGGAGCCUAAAUAGUUUUCUGGCUUUUCAGUCAUCAGAACAGUGAAGUUGCUUGUCUAUAGUUUAUUCAAUGGCUAUGACAUUCAUUUAAGAUGAAAUUUUUAGUUUGAAAAGAAAAAAUAAAAUGCAAUAAAGUGAAUUUUAUUUCAGUUGCUUGGUACGUAUCUGAGAUGGCCAGGAGCGUUGACCAAUUACUUAAGUUUCCAACUGUGAUAAUGACAUAUAAUUUUAUGUUUUUGAUUCGUGAAUCUAUUUACGAUGAUAUGUGUCUAGAUUUAAAAAGGGUUAUUUUCUUUAUAAUGCAUUCCCUUACCCCGCUUGUGCAGUUAUGACCAUAGAUUUCACAAUUUCACAUUAAAUGUUUUCUAUAUACGAUGCUAUUCUAAGCCUCUGUAGGAAUUCAGUGAAGAAUCUGCUUUGUAGUUGUAAGCUCCAGAAACGUGAAUGCAGUGCAGUCUCUAUGGUUUUACUCACGAGUCUGAAGAACAGAAGAAUUCUUUCCGUUUCAGGACAACCUAGGCGGCAUCUGCUUACAACAGGGUGGAGUGUUUUUGUAAGCUCAAAAAGAUUGGUUGCAGGCGAUGCAUUCAUCUUCCUAAGGUAAAUAGCAUUUGUUUUGUUUGGAGUUGGUACAGUCCCUUCCGCCAGAAUUUGAUAAAGAUCUUGAUGUUUUUGUCUCUAGGGGUGAGAAUGGAGAGUUACGUGUGGGUGUAAGGCGGCUUAUGAGACAAUUAAGCAACAUGCCAUCAUCUGUCAUAUCAAGUCACAGCAUGCACCUUGGUGUUCUGGCUACUGCAUCCCAUGCUGUAACGACGGGGACUAUCUUCUCUGUUUUUUACAAGCCAAGGUGGUUUCUCUUUGCGUUUGUUUUUACUGCAUGGUACCGUGUUUUUGUCUACCGUGUCUAGUUGAAUGUUGACUUACAGUUUCGAUCUUGCGUUACUUUCUUCCUCUGCAUUGUGCAUUCUGUAGAUGAUCUGUUGCUUUUAUUGUUGGAUCGUGGUUGUUGUUCCCUGGGCAACUCAUUAAUGUUGAAAUUUGUGAUGUCCUCACAUCAGAACUAGUCCAUCAGAGUUUAUUGUCAGUCUGAACAAGUAUUUGGAAGCCAAAAAUCACAAACUCUCUGUUGGGAUGAGAUUCAAGAUGCGUUUUGAAGGGGAUGAAGCUCCUGAAAGAAGGUACAUACAGCAGAUGUUUGGUUUCAAUGCUCUGGAGAAGAAAGAAUCUCCUGAAGUAUGGUGCUUGAUGCUUCGCGUACAUCCUGUCAUUCAGGUUCAGUGGGACUAUAAUUGGUGUCGGAGACUGCGCAUCAUCUCAUUGGGUGGAUUCAGAAUGGAGAUCUCUCAAAGUAUGUUAUGUUAUGUUAAGAGAACAUUUUUCUCUCAAAAUCUUGUGGCUUGAGAACGGAGAUCUCUCAAAGUCUGUAUUUGUAUGAGAGUUUUUUUUUUGUUUUCUCUCUCAUUUGACUUUACUGUGCAUCGCUGUGUAGGUCCAGUGGGAUGAACCAUCCUCCGUUCCACGCCCUGAAAGAGUCUCCCCGUGGGAGUUGGAGCCUCUUGUUUCAUUCAGCUCUCCGACUGCGCAACCUGCAGCGAGAAAUAAGCGAGCUCGCCCUCCUGUUUUGCCAACUCCUGAACUUCCCCCAGCUUUUGGUACUAAUAUCACACUUACUUUCUCCUACAAAUCUUUUGGUUAAUAGUCUUCUCUUUUCUUCGUUCAUCUGGAUUCUAUCAUGGCAAGGACUCCCCAGAAAUAGAAACGAAUUGGGAACAUAUCAUCAUAUCUUCUGACCAACUAUACUCCUUUGCAUCCGUCACCUUCUCCUUUUGUUCAUUCUUUUUCAUCUUUGUUACUCGUUGACUUUUUACCAGACAACUAGAUUCUUGGUUCCUCAUGCAGGAUUGUGGAAGGCUCCUGCUGAGGGCUCCCAGCCGUAUUCAUAUCCUGGUCCUCACCGAGGACGAGAAGCAUUUGCAGCUCCUGCCGCUCCUCUUCUCUCCCCAAAAUCAGCCCCUGGGUCUGGAGGCUUAUCUGGAAGUAGUGCAUCGCCCGCUGUGCUGAACAAUUCGAUCUACUGGGCAACCAAGGCGGAAGCCCAAACCGAUUCAUAUUCUGUCAACAAAGAGGCUUGUGAGAAGAGACAAGAGAUUGGAAGUGGCUGUAGGUUAUUUGGCAUUCAGCUGGUGGAAAGCUCCACCAUUGAGGAGACCUCCCCCGUGACGGCUCUCUCGGAGGGCAUCAGAGAAGAUCAACAUGUCUCCUGUUUUGAGCUAGAUUCUGACAGACAGUCACAGCCGUCGAACCCUAAUGGCUCCGACGUCCCUGCCACCAGCAGCGAACCUGAGAGGUCUUGCCUCAGGUCACCUCAUGAGACCCAGAGCAGGCAGAUUAGAAGCUGCACCAAGGUUUCAUUUCAGACCCCCCCCCCUCUCCCUCCUCCCUUAGUUUCGCUUUAUUUCCUUUCUCGGGUUGAUAUGACGGGUGUCUGGGUGCCUGCCUACUACUACUCUUCCAGGUGCACAUGCAGGGCAUGGCCGUGGGCAGAGCGGUGGACCUAACGAGAUUAGAAGGCUACGACGACUUCUUCUUCAAGCUGGAGGAGAUGUUCGGCAUCCAGGGGGAGCUCUCUGGCGCCUCCAAGAAGUGGCAGGUCGUCUUCACGGACGACGAGGAUGACAUGAUGCUCGUCGGAGACGACCCCUGGCAGUAACUCUUCUUCUCCCCGCUCCCCAACCCCAUUCAUUAGUCAACGAGUCUCUCCUCUCCAUUAGCCCUGAUUUGGCUUGCCUGUCUUCCUCUUGUUUUGUUUCCGCCUGAUUGCAGCGAGUUCUGCGGCAUGGUGAGGAAGAUCUACAUCUACGCGUAUGAAGAAGCCAGGAGGCUGGCGCCGAAGCCCAAGCUGUCGCUGGUGGCCCCCAGCUGCGAGGAUGAUGAGGUCGGCGAGGGACCUGGAGGCCUCGACGACGUCCCCCCGUCGUCCCCAGACAGGCCCUGA
Molecule: messenger RNA, 4924 nt
Organism: Spirodela intermedia
Lineage: Eukaryota; Viridiplantae; Streptophyta; Magnoliopsida; Alismatales; Araceae
Source: the annotation of a GenBank genome assembly